AUGUUAUUUCUAGACUCUCCAAGACUUUAUGUGAACUCUCAGAUUGUGACUGGAUCUGAGAAUGGCAGCGUUACCAUCACCUGCUACCAUCAGGGUGCACAAUAUGGUGUAAAAUGGUGUAAGUUUGGAGAUCAGUGCAUUACAGGAGCAUCUGGGACGUUAGCUGGAGCCUCAGUUAAGAUCAGACAUGGUCUGAGAAACACGACUGUAAGCAUGAGCCUGCUGAAGAAGGAGAACACGGGAUGGUACUGGUGCUCGACAGAAGAUCUGCAGAUGCCUGUUCAAAUCACUGUCCAUCAGAAGGAGAGCAGUAAGACUCCAACUACAACAGAGUCUGGUCAGUUCUCACCUAGCACUCGCAAAAGGACAGCUAUUUUCUUUCUGCUGCCUGUGAUUUUGGAAAUUCUCCUGCUCAUAUUCAUUUACUUGGCACUGAAACUGGCUAGGUUUUGCAAAAGAAGAUUCUUCCAGUCUGUGAAUGAAGCAGAGGGAGGUCAUUAUGUGACGAUGCACAGGGAACAGUCAUCGCGUUCAAAUGGCUGUUCUGCUGCUGAAGGAGUGUAUGAAAAUAUGGCUGAACUCAAAACAAUCAGUGAGGUGUGCAUAUCAAGGAUUUCCCUUUAUCUUCUGCCUUUCAUACUAUAGUAAAACACUGCUGAA
Carassius carassius (crucian carp) is the source of this 660-nucleotide messenger RNA. RefSeq lists its product as uncharacterized. The record is from RefSeq and is a predicted model, not a curated record. The transcript is spliced from 4 exons. Gene Ontology annotation, molecular function: transmembrane signaling receptor activity. Gene Ontology annotation, cellular component: plasma membrane. NCBI's taxonomy places the organism in Eukaryota, Metazoa, Chordata, Actinopteri, Cypriniformes, Cyprinidae. The coding region runs from base 1 to 645 and encodes 214 amino acids.